AUGAGAGCAAGGAGGCUCAUUUGGAGUCUGUGUUUCCUGUUCUGCCUUUUCUGCAUCUUUCUUCACCAAACCACAGCGAAAAGAAAACUGAAGUUUGUGUCCAUGGUAUUUCGUCAUGGUGAUCAUACUCCACAGGUUUUUCCAACCAACAGACACAAGGAAGUUGCAAAGCAGGAGGGAUAUGGACAGCUUACCAAGCUUGGCAUACAGCAACAGUAUGAGUUUGGCCAGUACCUGCAGAGGAGAUACUCUUAUUUCCUGAGCGUUGUAUGCAAGCAGUGUGAGAUUUAUGUUCAAAGCACUGACUGUGAUCACACACUUAUGAGUGAGAAUUAUGCUGAGAUUUUCAUUACAUUGCUAUACUUACUUUUCUCACACUGCCCAAAACACAAUGAGCUUCUGAGAGAAACCUUUGCAACAGGGGAUUUCCAAAGGCAACUCAAACAGUACAGGCCAUUUCUGAAGUUUUUAGCCACUCACACAGGUUACCCCUUAAAGAAGUUGAACACUGAAAGAAUUUGGAAGAUUUCUAACACUUUACAGUAUGAGGAUACUAACAAUUACACUUUACCUGUUUGGGCUACUCAUGGUGUCAGGACCAAGUUGAUAAAGCUCUCAGAAUUGUUACUGCAGGCCAUUGGCUUCCACAAACAAAUACAAAAAUCAUGUUUACAGGGAGGUAUUCUUUUAAAAACUAUUCUAAAGCAUAUCUCAGAUGCUAGAAAACCUUCACACCAGCAAAAAAUGGUUAUGUAUUCUGUGCAUGCAGCUACCAUUGUUGCCUUACAGAUGGCACUCAAUGUUUUCAACAGGAAAUUGCCUCCUUAUACUGCCUUUAAUUUUUUUGAACUUUACCAGGAAAAAAAUGGGCAAUACACCAUAGAAAUGUAUUAUUGGAAUAAUUCUUUGAGAGAUCCUCACCACCUCACUCUCCCUAGCUGCAAAUUUCGCUGUCCACUGGAGAGAUUUACUCAGUUGGUCUCCCCAGUCCUAGUACACCAUUGGACAAGAUAAUGUAGAAUGUAG
This is a messenger RNA of Antrostomus carolinensis (chuck-will's-widow), 1026 nucleotides long. Its product is annotated as prostatic acid phosphatase-like. The record is from RefSeq and is a predicted model, not a curated record. Lineage: Eukaryota; Metazoa; Chordata; Aves; Caprimulgiformes; Caprimulgidae. Gene Ontology annotation, molecular function: phosphatase activity. Gene Ontology annotation, biological process: dephosphorylation. Gene Ontology annotation, cellular component: plasma membrane.